Poeciliopsis prolifica (blackstripe livebearer) is the source of this 2177-nucleotide messenger RNA. It is a transcript of the gene ppp1r3g, whose product is annotated as protein phosphatase 1 regulatory subunit 3G. Gene Ontology annotation, molecular function: protein phosphatase 1 binding; glycogen binding. Gene Ontology annotation, biological process: regulation of glycogen biosynthetic process. Gene Ontology annotation, cellular component: protein phosphatase type 1 complex. NCBI's taxonomy places the organism in Eukaryota, Metazoa, Chordata, Actinopteri, Cyprinodontiformes, Poeciliidae. The record is from RefSeq and is a predicted model, not a curated record.
GCGCCACGUCCGCCGCCCCGCAGGUCGCAGCUCAUCCAUGAUCCGCUCAGCUCCGCCGUGCGGGCCGAACCGGGCCGGCCAGCAGAACGGCCUGCGGGAGGAAGAGGAGGAAGAGGAGGAUGAGGAGGGAGACCUGGAGGACGAGCUGGACGCGUCGCAGCUGGAGAAGUUCAUGCGGGACCGCAGGAGAGCGCGCUCGCUGCCCGCGUAUCCCGCCGCGCUGCUGGACGGCGGCAGGAAGCGGGUCAAGUUCGCGGACUCGAUGGGUCUGACUCUGGCCCGCAUCAAGCACUUCAGCGCGCAGGAGGACCCGCAGAUCCCGCCCAAGGUUCUGUCCCGGUACCAGAGCUUCCCCCCGCAGCAGGACCGCGGACCGGGCCGGCCGCGGCUGCUGGCCUGCUUCCCCGAGCCGCGGGACGCGGAGCGGCGGGUUCGGGAGCUGCGGGUCUGCCUGGAGAGGCUGGCCGUGACCCGGUUCGAGCUGCGGGGCCAGGUGCGGGUCCUGCGGGGCUGCGCCGUCAGGGAGGUCGGGGUUCGGCUCACAUACAACGACUGGCUGUCCUACGUGGACGCGCAGGCGGUGCCGGUCCCGGUGCCGGAGCAGCCCGGGUCGGAGUCGGUCCGGUUCGGCUUCAGCGUGUUCGCUCCGCCCUUCAUGGACCCGGGCGCCGCGGUCCACUUCGCCGUGUUCCUGCGCAGCGACGACGGAGAGUUCUGGGACAACAACCAGGGCCAGAACUACUCGCUCCGGUACCGGAACCAGAACCAGCCGGGCCGCCCGGACCCCGAGCCGGCCGUAGAGGCCAGUCCGUCCCUCUGAGCGGACCGGAACCAACCGGACCGGUUCUGAUCCAAAUGUCAGAAUGAAACAAAAGCAGGAAAACCUGAAGAAUCCCGGAACCGCUAAAGUCCAACAGGUCCAGACUCUGGUCUUUAUCGACCAUGCUGAAAAUCCAAGAUGGACGAUAAUCGAUCAUUUCAUUUGAUCGGAUUUAUUCGGUUUGUUUUAUCGGUUUAUCAGGUUGAAUAUCGGCUGAUUCCUGAGCAGAAACUAAAACCAGCAGCUUUUAAUCUAAACAUGGAUCCAUUAUUAUCAUGACUAGACAUUAAUAUCUGCCAAAUAUAAACUAUUUGACUAGCAGCUCAUUUCAAUCCAUUUAGAGAUUUAAUGUGUUUUUAUCACUUUGAAAAUGUUUAGAUUCCCUAAAUUAAUUUCUGGAUAAAUUCUAAAUUUCCUUCACUGUUCUGUAAACACCAUGUGAUGUAAAGAUGAAUCUCAGCUGAUCAAUAUUCAACUGAAUGAUUUUAAAACUUUCAUCAUAUUUAGCUUCAUUUAAAUGAACUUUUCCAGAUAAAAUCUAAAGCGCUAAUUUAAGAGGUUAUAAACUUUUAGUUGACUAAAACUUGAUCGAUUCAAGAAUUUAGAUAGUUUAUAGUCAUGCUCUUAUUUUGAAGGGGGAAGACUGUUUAUGCAGCAAAUGGAAAAGAAAAUUUAGCGCUUUAGCAUUAGCAUCCACUAGCUAGCUAGCAUAGCAUAGCCUCAGAUGGUUAUUGUCUAAUAAUAAUAACAAUAAUAAUCUGAUGACUCAUUUGAAUAUCUGAUCUUUUCUCCUGGUUUUAUGUUUUUAUGCUUCAGGACGUCAGUCGCUCUGAUUCGGACCACUGUGACGUCACGGGUAGGGCCCGCUCUGAUUGGUCCCUGCAGGAUGUUUUCCUUCUGCUCCAGUUUGGAGCCAAAUAUUUGGUUUAAUUUUGCACACAGAGCUGGAGGGGAGGAGGUCCGGUCCGGUUCGGCUCGGUCCGCCUCGGAUUAUGAAAAACAAACAAAGUUCUGAGUUCAGAUCCAGAGUUCGGUGCCGGUUUGACCCAGAUGACCCAAACAGCAGAACAUCGCCUCCUGCUGGUUUUCUUUAUAAUUAUUUCCUCACAUAAAGAGGAAAAAGUUCUGAUUGGACCCAGUUCCAGUCCGAAGUGGGUCCAAUGAGGUAAUCAAUGAUGAAACGUCCAGUCGGGUCCGGAUGGUCCAGAACCACGGCUCGGGUUUUAUCGGGUCGCUGCUGGGAUCCAUAGAAUCUUUAUAAAAUGAUUCUGAUCAGAAAUAAUGUGACUGAAAUUAUUUUAAAGCUUUUUAUAAAAUUAUAAACAAAAUGAUAUGAAAAUAAACGGAAUUAAAGAUU